AUGGUGACAUGCAGAGACACGACUGCAACCGCCUUCGUCGCAGCAACUCUUCCCACGCGCGCCGCCCUCGCCGCAAUGCCUGCUCCGCCGCCGCCGCCGCCGCCGUUCAAUAUCGAAAAAGACACCAUGACAACCCCGAGCACAACACCACACUCACCCGCCCCCACCGGCGUCAACACCGCCGCCACCACCCUCCUCCCAGACCACCUUAACCCCCGCCACUGGCCCCCUCACAUCAAACACCUCACCGCCCUCCUCACCUCCCUCUCCCAACUCAUCACCCUCAUGACCGCCUCGAUCCUCGCGCCCGCCCUCCCCCGCAUCUCCGCCUCUCUGCGCCUCUCCGCCUCGACCGCCCUCCUCACCCUCUCCAUCUACCUCCUCGGCCUCGGCUUGGGCCCUCUGGUCCUCGCGCCCCUCUCUGAAGUCUACGGCCGCCGGCCCCUGUGGCUGUAUUCCCAAAUCUUCUUCAUCGUGUGGAACAGUCUGUGUCCCGUGGGUGCGUCGCGGGUGUUGAUGGUGGUGGGUAGGUUCUUGGCGGGCGUCGGCGCGAGUGGUGGCGGCGUGCUGGCGGGGCCGAUCAUGAGUGAUAUUUAUGGCAAGGAGGAGAGGGGGCGGGCGCUGGGGCUGGCGAUGCUGUUUCCGUAUUUGGGGCCGGCGGUGGGGCCGAUUGUGGGGGGCGUUGUGGGGGAGAGGGUGGGCUGGCCGUGGUUGUUUUGGGUGGUGAGUCUGGCGGAUGCGGUGGUGGUGGGCGUGGGGUGGUGGGGGUUGAGGGAGAGUUAUGCGCCGGUCAUUACCAUGGGAGAGGAGAGGAGAAGGGCGAGGGCGGAGGGAAGCGGGGAGGGGGUUGAUGGCGUUGGGUUCGUGGGGACGGUCGGGGUGCUGAGGGUGAGCGUGAUGAGGCCGCUUGUGCUGUUGUGGACGAGGCCGGCGCUGCAGGUUAUUUCGUUCCUGUAUGGCUUGGAUUUCGGGUUGUAUACCAUCGUUCUUUCAACCUUUGCGACUCUCUGGAUCGAGCGAUAUCACCAGUCGGAGACAGAGAGCAGUCUGCACUACAUCGCCAUCGCGAUGGGCAGCACUAUCGCGUCUCAAGGCGGUGGAUUCCUGACUGAUAUCAUCUGGCGCCGUCUUUCGGCAAGAAAAGGCAAGGGCAACGAGGUGCCAGAGUUCCGGAUGCCGAUGCUAGCCAUCUCCUCGGUCAUCAUGCCGCUGGGGCUGAUUUGGUACGGCUGGGCAGCGGAAAGACGAGACCACUGGCUGGUAGUCGACGCCGGCGUGGUGAUGUUCUGCCUCGGCUGCUUCGCCAUGUCGCAGGCGCAGCUCGCAUACUUGCUGGAUGAAUUUGUCGAACACGCCGCCUCGGCGAAUGCAGGCGCACGAGUUCUCUCCUUUACCAGAGCUUGGGAUAUGGAUGGGGCAACACGCUGCUUGCGUUGA
Molecule: messenger RNA, 1437 nt
Organism: Cyphellophora europaea CBS 101466
Lineage: Eukaryota; Fungi; Ascomycota; Eurotiomycetes; Chaetothyriales; Cyphellophoraceae
Exons: 2
Coding region: 1-1437 (478 amino acids)
Biological process (GO): transmembrane transport
Cellular component (GO): membrane
Molecular function (GO): transmembrane transporter activity
Source: RefSeq, a predicted model, not a curated record